Molecule: messenger RNA, 2388 nt
Organism: Daldinia childiae
Lineage: Eukaryota; Fungi; Ascomycota; Sordariomycetes; Xylariales; Hypoxylaceae
Product: Poly(A) RNA polymerase protein cid1
Exons: 1
Coding region: 1-2388 (795 amino acids)
Biological process (GO): RNA 3'-end processing
Molecular function (GO): RNA uridylyltransferase activity
Source: RefSeq, a predicted model, not a curated record
AUGGACGUCGGUCUUCUUUCUCCUAUGUCCUGGUCCUCGCCGGAAUCACCAGACUCGCCUAUUCCACGUCUAAUUGAGAAAGCACUACUGGCGCAUGGCUUCGGUGCACGCCUUCUCACCCGCACUCGAGUACCAAUCAUCAAGCUCUGCGAAAAGCCUGGUGAAAGACUUCGUUUGGACUUGUUGGACGCGCGAACUAAGUGGGAGAAAGGAAUAAUAGACGAUAGUAACGAGGCGGUAGAUGAUGUUAUAGACGAUCAAGAUGCCCCUGACGGUGCUAUUGCUGCCCUGGCUAUCGCCGAAAUCGAAAAUUUGUCGCCUGGUGGCCAGCACCAAGACUCACAAACACGAUCUGGCCCAGUGGAAAGGACCUAUGAGGAGCAGCUUGCUUCCUUGAAGCAAGCCGACUCUCAAUCGUUGGUAGCGUAUUAUCAUAACGCGAAACGCCUUUUACGACGAUUAAAUGGUCGUGAUAUCACCAUAUCAAAUGCGACAGAUUUCAAAGACACCGACUACAAGAUUCUCGAUGACGUCGCCAAUGUCUUCAUUAAUGGACUCCAUGAUAGGGAUUUGAAACGACGAAUACAGGCAUACCCAUCCUUCUCUUUCGAUAUCACAUCAGAGCCGUCUAAUCGCCGUUCGCUCGUAGGUGCCUUUAUGAUGGUGGAAGGCGAGCAACUUGCGACCAUCUGGGAAACGCAGGCAAUGAUAGAAAAGAGCAUCCAAUUGAGGCCAGAUUCUAAAUUUGUUGUUCAAACCUGGAAAGAUAUCGCGUGCAAGAAGAUCUUCGGUACAGAACCCCUUACACUAAAUCGGGAACUUCAUUUAGCUCUUGAACAUCUUCGUAAGAUCCCAUUGGUGCAACUUAUACAGCUUAAGCAAGAUCAAUACGAGUCACCAACACAAUACCACACAAGAGCGAUCCAGAUCACGAACGGCCUUUGUCCCGCUCGUCCACCAUCAAAUAGGUCUUUCCUCCCUGAGAUCUCCCAGCACUAUAUUUCGGGCAUCCGUGAUAAGCAUGUGAGAGAUGAGGUUCAAAAAUUCGCAAGCUGCACCGGAGUACAGAGUCUGAGGACACUGGCCAGGAAGCACAAAAGCAUCCAUCUUGCCACUGAAUACGAAAGGGCCAUCGAGAAAGGACUGUACCGUGAAGAGGAUAUUCCAGCCAUUAAAGAGUACAUGAAAAUCCUUCAGGGAGACUUUUUGCACCAGACACUAGGUACCGAUAAACCCAUAGUUGAUGCGUUCGACUUCGUAGUCCCAGCUACCAAGAAAACAACGGAGCUAGUCGGAAAGAUUAGACAACUCCCUGACCCAUCCAAGCUUGCACCAAAUAAGCCAAGGGACCGGUAUCACGAUAGCUUGGAGUUUCCUAAGAAUGGAGUUGGUGUACAGUGCGAUAUCAAUUUCUCAGCCCACUUAGCCCUCCAGAAUACCUUGCUCCUACGCUGUUACUCCUACACCGACCCCCGUGUUAGGCCUAUGGUCCUCUUCGUAAAGCACUGGGCUAAGGCUCGCGGCAUCAAUACACCAUAUCGCGGAACCCUGAGCAGUUAUGGUUAUGUUCUAAUGGUAUUACACUACCUUGUCAAUGUUGCAGUACCAUUCGUAUGCCCCAAUCUUCAACAGCUCGCCCCCCCUGAUCCGAACCUACCAGUAGAAGAUCUUGAGGAUGUUACCACAUGUAAGGGCUGGAACGUUCGAUUCUGGAGGGACGAAGAAGAGAUCCAAAGGCUAGCGCAUCAAGGCCAUCUCAACCAAAAUCAAGAAUCCCUCGGAUCAUUGCUAAGAGGAUUUUUCGAGUACUACGCGCAGAAUCACGUAAUGAGCACUACUCGCAAACGUGGUUUCGACUGGGGCCGGGACGUAUUGAGUUUGCGAACGCAUGGAGGGCGGCUCUCAAAACAAAAAAAAGGUUGGACAGGAGCGAAAACAGUCCUGCAGUUAGAGACAGGUGCUCUUCCAGACCCAGCCAAAGCGGGGGUUAACAACGAGGUGAAAUCACCUAUAGACGGCAUCGGACAGCAAGCUAUAACCAACACACAAAUUGGGCAAUUUAAUUCUACGGAAGGUGCCCUGGUACCACUGAGCAAACCAAAAGAAUUGAAGGAAGUUCGUCAUCGAUACCUCUUUGCAAUCGAAGACCCGUUCGAACUUGAGCACAAUGUCGCUCGGACUGUAACUCAUAAUGGCAUUGUGUCCAUUCGAGACGAGUUCCGGCGUGCGUGGAGAAUCAUCAGAACUGCCGGCAAAAAUGGGCAAGCUGUAGAGAAUCUGCUGGAGGAUGCCAACGCGGAAAGCGAAAAGACGGAGGGAAAGCAAUUCACAGAACUAUUAGAGGAGAUACAUGGACCAAGUAUCUUCUCGAGUUCUGCAACGAACUAG